AUGGUAGAUUUAUCUAAUUUUCCAUAUCCAGCUUAUGAACCAAACAAAAUAGUGGCUGGUAUUCUUGCUGCUAUUAUUGGCAUUUCAUUAUUUCUAUGGAUUAUACAAUCAAUCCAAUCACAUUUUAGACCACGUCGAGUUAUUAUUCUUUUGCUCAUUUCUCAUUUAACUCUUUUUAUUGAACUUAUACUUCGUGCUACUCUUUCGCUUGAUACUCGUAAUACAAGAGCUGCUUUUACAGUAACAACAAUUCUUCUUGCCGUUGGUCAACGUAUGAUUAUUUUAGCUAAUUAUGAUUUUCUUACUCAAACUGGUACUUUGGGCUCUCGUGUUUCUCGAACUAUCACCAUAGGAUCAGGUUUAGCUAUUGUUAGUUCAGCAAUUCUCAUAGCUACCGCUGGAAUAUUGUCAUAUAAUACCGAUACAAUUGAUACAAGUUUUCAAUUACGACAAGCAUCAGCUGCAAUUGUUCUUAUUAUGACCAUUAUCUUCUAUCCUAUUUGGUUUCUAAUUAAAACAGUGAAACAUAUGACGAAACAAGCUAUUUUUGUUCUAUUUAUCUCUAGUAUUACUAGUUUAAUUGUUACUAUUUAUCUGAUGAUCAUAUCAUGUCCAUAUUAUUAUGUUAGCACAAAUCAGCAAGAAUUUUGGUUCUAUAUAUUUCACUUCACACCUAUGGCUAUUGCAUUAAUUAUAUGGACAAUCUUACAUCCGAAGCGAACUUUGAUAUUAACUACUCAACAACAAAAAGAUAUUAAACCUGUUAUUAACGAUAAUCUAUAA
Molecule: messenger RNA, 783 nt
Organism: Adineta steineri
Lineage: Eukaryota; Metazoa; Rotifera; Eurotatoria; Adinetida; Adinetidae
Source: the annotation of a GenBank genome assembly